Biomphalaria glabrata is the source of this 4384-nucleotide messenger RNA. Its product is annotated as C-Maf-inducing protein-like. The transcript is spliced from 20 exons. NCBI's taxonomy places the organism in Eukaryota, Metazoa, Mollusca, Gastropoda, Planorbidae. The record is from RefSeq and is a predicted model, not a curated record. The coding region runs from base 389 to 2419 and encodes 676 amino acids.
UGACGUCCUCCACCGAAAAUCUCCGAUAUAAAAAUGGAGGAUUGCUUUCUUCUUUGAGAACUGCCAUCUCGGAUAAAAGAUCUGUGUCGCCAAACUUGCGCGACACUUUGGAUUAUUUUAUGACCUUUGAUUUCUUAAGAUCCAUAUCAAAUUAAUUUAGUGCAGUUUAUUUUGUUUCGAUUGUGUAAAUUAGUGCUGUGUGGUCUAGUCUAAAUGAAAAAAUACUUUUAAUUUUAAUUAUGCUCGUCUCAGAAGAAAACAAUUCCCAGUUCAGUGAAUUCUAUUUCUAGCGUAGUCUAGAUUUUUCUAGUGAAGUGUAAUAUUUCUGACGUCAUUGAGUGUUUCUAAAUCUGUGCCUUUAAUAAACAUUGGAUUUAGCAGAACAACCAUGACUACUUUAACUGACUGUACAAUUGGAAGUACAACCACGGACAAUAACAACAUUAAGCCAUUGUCUGAGAUGACUGGGUCAGUGCAUUCCCCUACAAGCCCAAAAGCACCCAUGCAGACGGGCCCUAAGCACAAACUUAUCUAUGAAGCAGAUGUCCAAGUGUGUCGUUUGAAUCACACACGGACGAUAGUUAGUAAAAUAAUGAACUCCAGAUAUCUAAGACGUUGGGAGAGUCAUAGAAUUGUAUUGGAUCAUAACGAAAUGAGAUCUACAACUCCUACCGGCUUCAUGGAGCUAGCCGUACCAUAUUCCAGUAUAGAGGAUGUACACAUCGUCUCCAGGUGGGACGCUGGCCAGAAGUUUUGUCUUCGCAUCACAAUACAAGACGGUUCAGUACUAUUGCAGGCCAACAACUCAUACAUCCGUGACCAAUGGUUGCAUUCCAUCCAGUGGAAACGUCACAUCUUCAGGUCAGAGAGACUCCUGAAGAACGCUAGGAGGCCUGAAGUUCUAGUCAAAGAAAUCAAGAACCUAAUUGACGUUUCUCUAAUCACCCCAAUCCAAGAUUCCUCAGUCUACAGGUUUCCAUUAGACCUGGUCUCUGAUCUUCUUCAGCAGAAUGACGAGUUUCUUGGGAAAGAAUUCCAAGAGAGUAUCAUUGUGGCCUUGACCCCUCUGUUAGAAAAGAACCAUCCCACCCAGGAGAUAUGUGAAUUCUUCAGCAAGCACUGCAAAGACAGCCCUAGGUCAACAUUGGUGAUUGAGUUGUUCACGCCAGUGGUCCAUCGAAUACUGAAACACAAUACAGACUUUGGGAAAUAUCCUCGAAUGAGAACUUUUGUGCAAGAGUACAUCCAGGCAUUGAACUGUCAGAAUGAUGGGCUCAAAGUGGUCCAGGCUCUGGUCAAGAGCAUGCAUGGUCCAGGGAGCAAUUGCCCCCAUCCCAGAGUACUGCCCAAUCUGGUGGCUGUGUGCCUGGCUGCAAUCUACAAUUGUUAUGAGGAGAGGAAGAACCAUGACAACGUGAACAGUGAAGACUUUGACCAGAUAGAAUGGGAAAACAAACUCUUGUGCUAUGUAUCUAUGAUGGAGACCAUGUCUGAGUUUGAUGACUGGAGAUAUGUUUUAGGAAGUCUUCUCCAGCCUAUACCAUUUCCUGACGACGCCAUCGCAGAUUCUCUCUUCACAUCUCGCAUGAAGGUGACCAUACACAACGUCUCAUCAGACCAGACUUGUGGAGUCCAUCAGACACUACUGGGCAUCAGAGAGGGCAAGGAGGGCUGGUUCCACCUGUAUUGCCCUGGGGGCAUUGCCUGCGAUGAUGACGGACAGCUCUGGGGGGUCAUGCUCAAUACAUUGAUGAAAUGUUGUUGCAAGAGGAAAAAGUUUCUGAUGAGUAUCUCCAAGAUGAUAGGUCCCAUCAUGUUACUGGCCCUGAGAGAUAAUUUUGCUGCCAUUGAGGUUCUGUGUGCCAUGUUGGAGCUGGAAGUGGUGGAGGGUCACGACAUGAAGAUGCAGAUGAUCACCACUCUGCAGAGCACCUGUGAGGGCAAGCGGAUGUAUGCCCAGCUGUGCGAGCGACAGAUCGCGAUCAAAGAAAUGCAACAGAAAGGUGGGCCAAAGAAACUCACGCUGCCCAGUAAGUCCACAGACUUGGACUUGACCCGAAUGUUAAGCUCUGGAUCUUUUGGUAAUCUCGAGUGCCUAAGCCUGGCUUUCACUCAAGUGACCAGCGCGUGUGCCCACGACCUGAUCAAACUGCCAUCUCUGCGAUACCUAAAUCUCUGGUCAACACAGUUUGGGGAUCAAGGCUUACAGAUCAUCUCUGAACAUCUUCAUAAACUUCAAGUCCUUAAUUUGUGUGAGACACCAGUGACUGACAAAGGUCUUACUUGCCUUGCCUCAAUGAAGAGCCUUCGGAAACUGAACCUAAACAGUACCAAUUUGUCUGCCCUUACCUUUGAAGGCCUAAAGGAGAAACUCCCUGCUCUGCAAGAGUGUGAUGUCCGCUAUACUGACGCUUGGUGACUGUAGGCCAAGGGAGUGAGUGCCUACUAGUUGGCCAAGAGUUGUCUUGCACACAAAUCUUGGGAGAGUUCCUCCCCUUGACUCCCUCUACACUGCCUUAUGUGCACCAGCAACAAAUCUUUCUCUCUGUGGAUAUAUCUAACUUUAAUGUGACUUGAUUGGGAUACACAAUAACGGUUGUCAAUGUGUUCUAUUCACAAAUGUGUACUGUUUGUUGACAUGAUUGGAAUGACCCGUCAACUUCAGCUUUCUUCAUGUGUACUACAAAAUAUCUCUCUUUGAGUUGACAUGUUUUAUGUUCAACUGUUUUGUUUUUUUGUCGUUAUUUUAUUUUUUUUUUUCACUUUUUAAAUAACUUGAAGAAAAAACAAUGAAUCUACUAUGACCAGGGUUGAUACACUUUGAUUUUUUUAUUGUUUCAAUUUGUAUGUUCUUAGAAAUGUAUACCAUGUCAUAGUGGGUGCUAUAAGUUUAUAUAGUAAACUGUUAGGUUUGGUUUGACUUCUAGACAAGCUGUAACAAUCAAACCAGUAUAGGGGGAGGGGGGGGGGUUAAAAUGUUAGAUGGACACGUGCCAGAUGUGAAGAAAAGAAAUAUUAAAUAGAAUGCAACAUUAUGAUAGUUUCUUAAUACUGUCUACUUUCCAAGUCUUUUUUUUUAUAUUUCGAAUACCAGAUUUUGUUUGGUUCAUCCUGUUGUUAUUGCAUUUGUGUAAGUUGAUUGAAGCAGAUUUUUUGGGUCAUUGUUGGAAUUGGAUAAUGACCUCCUGCAGUUUUCAGCAGUUCAGUACAAAAUUUGUUUAACAUCAUAAGAGUUACACACUUGAAAAGUUAGAACCUCUGAUGGCCAAGAAAUAGUAGGUUGAUCUUAAGCUGAACAGGGUCUAGCAAAGUACUUUUGGAAGUACGUAACUCUUUGAGUGGAUUCAACAAUUAGUCUCAGAGCUUUAAAAUGUUGUGUGCUCAUUUGGUACGAUUCAUAUGUUGUGAACUUCAAGUUGUGACCUUUUUAGCCUUUCUCUAGUCCUUUGUAAGGGUCAUUUCCAUUGGACAGCCAAAAUUUGAAUGCAGCUAGUAGUUAGUAUUAAACAGAGAUACAUUGUAUGCCAUACAGCUAAUGAUAGUGGACGUGGCAUUAAAGCAUUGGUUUAUUAGUUGGGUUAUGUUUGGGUUUUUUAAGUGCUUUCAUCCAAACAUGUUCUGGGUUAUUUUGAACACAUAAGUUUUUAAUGCUGAUUGAAUUUAAGUGUUGUUUUUUUUUUUUUGUUUUGACUCUGGAUGAAGACUGCUCACUGUUAAGUCUCACACAAGCAAGAGAACUGAUGAGACUUAUGUCAUUUCAAAACCAUCUUCUUUUCAUUGUAUUCAGCCCACGGACCCUGACGGAAACGACCUUUUUCUUAACAUACCCUAACUGAAAUGACCUUUUUGUCAUUGUACACAUAGUGUGCGUCUUGGCUGUUUUCAAAUCAUUUUUUAAUGAGAGAAAAACAAACUACUUGUCUUGACUCUAUAUCCAAUAACUGUAUAAAGUUCUUAUGAGUUUAAAAUUUAAUCAUGAUUAUAUUCUACAUUGGAACUAAGUAUAGUUUUUAAAUAAACCGCAAACUUUUUUUUUUUGACCAUUAUUUUAAUAUUACAUUUAGCCCUGAGUUUUGAGAACUUCUGUGAGGUAUCAUUACAUAAAUUAAUUGAAUAGUUUCAUAACGUCACGAAGUUGAACCGGUACUGAACCUUAGUUUGUUAUUUUAGUCACUAUGAACUUCUAAAGCAAUAUGAAGAGAAUAUGUCUACAAGAUCUGAGCAUUUAGAUUCCACUGCCUUUUGAAAAAUUCUUCCCUAGCUUGCUUCUGCUCAUUCUUGAACAAUGUUUGGUUGUGACAAAACUAAAAGCUUUGACAUUUUAUCUAUGCUUAGAGGAAAUCAAACUGCCAAGAGAAGUGUCUAGCAAAAUAUCAAAACAUUG